CAACGGUACAAAAAGUAAGGCCAGAAUGAUGGUUGGUUGCGGAAGAAGAAAGUAGAAAGAUGCUAAGAAAGGGCGUUGAUAGGGUGAUUAAGAGAAGAUUUCAUUUACCAAAACCCUCUGAAAUUUGGCGGAAUGCCCCAAAAGAGAACGCGGAGUGUGUGGUGAUCGGAGCCGGAGUCGUGGGACUUGCAGUGGCCAGAGAGCUGUCGUUGAAGGGCAAAGAGGUUUUGGUCCUAGACUCAGCCCCCACCUUCGGAACCGCCACCAGCAGUCGCAACAGCGAGGUCAUCCAUGCCGGCAUCUACUAUCCUCCCGAUUCUCUCAAGGCUCGUUUUUGUGUGCGAGGAAGAAACUUACUCUACCAAUACUGCUCUCAGCGUGGUAUUCCUCAUGACCAGAUCGGUAAGCUCAUUGUUGCCACUGGUGCUUCGGAGAUUCCAAAGUUAAGUGAAUUGUUUAAUCGUGGGAUUCGAAAUGGGGUUGAAGAUCUUAGGAUGUUGGACGCUUCUGAGGCCAUCAAAAUGGAGCCUGAAUUGCACUGUGUCAAAGCCUUGCUGUCCCCUGCUUCUGGCAUUGUGGAUUCCCAUUCUCUAAUGCUUUCUUUAGUGGGGGAGGCUGAAACUAAUGGCGCCACUUUCUCUUACAAUACCGCUGUCAUUGGAGGUCAUCUUGAAGGAAAUCAAAUGGCCCUCCACGUUUAUGAAAUCAAAACACUUGCAAACUGGGAUGGGGAGAUUCCAUUGCAACCGGACCUCCUACUUAUUCCUAAAUUUGUAGUUAAUUCUUCGGGCUUGAGUGCUCCCGCUUUGGCUAAGAGAUUCCAAGGUUUAAACACAGCUACUAUUCCGCCUGCAUGUUAUGCUCGUGGUUCCUACUUCACCCUUUCAAAUUCAGAUUCUUCUAGGCGUCCUCCUUUCAAGCAUUUGAUAUAUCCUAUACCAGAGGAAGGUGGCCUUGGAGUGCAUGUCACUCUGGACUUAGAUGGCCAGAUUAAGUUUGGCCCAGAUGUUGAGUGGAUUCAUCAUCAUGUACCUGAUACAACCAAAUUCCUUAAUAGGUUUGACUAUUCUGUAAAUGCUGAGCGUGUUGCAAGAUUUUAUCCCGAGAUUCGCAAGUACUACCCAAAUCUCAAAGAUGGAUCUCUACUGACAGGUUACUCGGGGAUUCGACCUAAACUUCAUGGACCUGGGCAGUCUGCCACUGAUUUUGUAAUACAGGUAGGUUACUCGGGGAUUCGACCUAAACUUCAUGGACCUGGGCAGUCUGCCACUGAUUUUGUAAUACAGGGAGAAGACAUUCAUGGAGUGGGUGGUCUUGUAAAUCUUUAUGGAAUUGAGUCACCUGGGCUGACUUCAAGCAUGGCGAUUGCCGAAUAUGUGGCUGCUAUGCUUUUAGGAGGAUGAAGAUUUACUAUAAAAUCAAAAUAAACAGCUGACACAUACCAUAUUUUAUGAAAACUGUUAUAUAGUCAUGCAUGAGUCGUCUAAUAAUGUCAUGUGUAGUAGGAUGGAUGCAUGCACACAUACCAAGUGAAAGUGAUGGAAAGAAAAGAGAAGGAUCCCACCUGCUGAUUUGCUUCUCCAAGAAUUUCCCACUGAUUCCUAGUACAAUGCCUUGGUGCUGCACGUGCUAAUAAAAAAUCGCCUAUGCUCUUUC
Hibiscus syriacus is the source of this 1656-nucleotide messenger RNA. Its product is annotated as L-2-hydroxyglutarate dehydrogenase, mitochondrial. The coding region runs from base 60 to 1403 and encodes 447 amino acids. Gene Ontology annotation, cellular component: mitochondrion. Gene Ontology annotation, molecular function: (S)-2-hydroxy-acid oxidase activity; (S)-2-hydroxyglutarate dehydrogenase activity. The transcript has 4 exons. The record is from RefSeq and is a predicted model, not a curated record. Lineage: Eukaryota; Viridiplantae; Streptophyta; Magnoliopsida; Malvales; Malvaceae.